AUGUUCGCCGCUCGUGCAACACAUGCCUCGCCAGCCCGUCUGGCGAGCGCACUCCGUGGCAAUACAGUCGCUCAGGCAGGUCGAUCGCUUCGCGCUACCUCCUCUGCCUUUGGAUCCUCGGCUUCGCUCUCUACCCUCGCAACUCGAAGCUACAUCCCCAGCCGAGCCAGCGCUGUUGCCUCCUCUUCCAUCGCACGUACCUUCUCCACGACUCCAGCUGCUCGCAGAGCUACACCAAUCGAGGAAGGCGAUGGCGAACCCUUUGACCUCAACACAGUAGAGCGUGUGGCGGAUGAAGUCGACGUCAUCAUCGUCGGCGGUGGCCCUGCAGGUCUAUCUGCCGCCAUCAAGAUCAAGCAGCUCGCCGAGGAGCGUGGAGAGGAGAUUCGUGUUGUCGUCCUCGAGAAAGGUCCAGAAGUUGGAAACCACAUUCUUUCCGGUGCCGUCAUUCAGACCAACGCUCUCGACGAGCUUCUGCCCAACUGGAAGGAGCUCGGCGCACCUCUGAACCAGCCUGCUCUCGAAGAUCAGAUGCGGUUCCUUACACCUAACGGAUCCUUCCCAAUGCCACAUCCACCACAGAUGUCCAACAAGGGCAACUACAUUGUCUCCUUGUCCCGUGUCGUAGCAUGGCUCGGUGAGCAGGCUGAGGCCGCCGGUGUCGAGAUCUACCCAGGUUUCGCUGCUGCACAGCCUCUCUGGCAGAUGGAUGACAGUGGCAAGCCCAUCGGCAUCAAGGGUGUCAUCACCAACGAGAUUGGUCUCGACAAGUCGCGCAAGCCCAAGGACUCUUUCGAGCCAGGUAUGGAAUUUCACGCUCCCAUCACACUCUUCGCUGAGGGUGCUCACGGCUCUAUGACUCAAAAGAUGAUCAGGCAGCUCGGCUUGCGUGAGCAGGUUGGUGCUGACCCACAGACGUAUGGUCUUGGUGUUAAGGAGGUGUGGCGAGUUAAACCCGAGAAGCACCAGGCUGGUCUCGUCACCCACACCAUGGGCUGGCCUCUUGACACCAGGACCUACGGUGGAAGUUGGACCUACCACAUGGAGGACAACAUGGUUUCGCUCGGUCUCGUCGUUGGUCUCGACUACCAGAACCCUUACCUCAGCCCCUUCCGUGAGUUUCAGCGUAUGAAGCACCACCCCUUCUUCAAAGACCUUCUCGAGGGUGGUGAGUGUCUCGCUUACGGUGCAAGGACGCUUAACGAAGGUGGAUACCAGUCGAUCCCUAAGCUCCACUUCCCUGGAGGUGCAUUGGUCGGUUGUGCAGCUGGUUUCCUCAACGUCCCCAAGAUCAAGGGUACACACAACGCCAUGAAGUCGGGCAUGGUUGCUGCUGAGUCUCUUGUCGACGCACUGGCCAAGCGUGCCGAGUCCGGCUCUGAGGAGACAAUCGACCUUGCCGACUACAAGACCAGACUGGACGACACUUACGUCAUGAAGGAGCUUUACGAGGUGCGCAACUUGCGGCCUUCAUUCCACGGUCCACUUGGCUUCUGGGGUGGUCUCGCGUACUCGGGUCUCGACUCGAUGAUCCUCAAGGGUCGUGUGCCUUGGACCUUCCACCACCCUGGUGAGGACCACGCUCAGACCAAGCCUGCUGCUCAGUGCGAGCCUAUCGAGUACCCCAAGCCAGACGGAAAGCUCUCGUUCGAUAUCCUCACUUCGGUCUCCAGGACAGGUACCAACCACGCCGAGGACCAGCCUGUUCACUUGGUAGUCAAGGAUGGCGACUACAAGGGACACGUUGAGAGGAACGUGGGUACUUUCGAGGGUCCUUUGGGAAGGUGCUGCCCCGCUGGUGUCUACGAGUAUGUUGAGGCCGACACUCCUGCUCAGGAGGAUGCAUUGGGCAAGAAGUUGGUGAUCAACAGCCAGAAUUGCAUUCACUGCUACACCUGCUCAAUCAAGGCACCUGACCAGAGUAUUCGAUGGGAUGUGCCUGAGGGCGGAGGAGGACCCAAGUACUCGAUGACCUAA
Ustilago hordei is the source of this 1977-nucleotide messenger RNA. Its product is annotated as putative flavoprotein-ubiquinone oxidoreductase. Gene Ontology annotation, molecular function: iron-sulfur cluster binding; electron-transferring-flavoprotein dehydrogenase activity. The transcript has a single exon. Gene Ontology annotation, biological process: electron transport chain. The record is from RefSeq and is a predicted model, not a curated record. Gene Ontology annotation, cellular component: mitochondrial inner membrane. Bases 1 to 1977 code for a protein of 658 amino acids. NCBI's taxonomy places the organism in Eukaryota, Fungi, Basidiomycota, Ustilaginomycetes, Ustilaginales, Ustilaginaceae.